Molecule: messenger RNA, 1521 nt
Organism: Micromonas commoda
Lineage: Eukaryota; Viridiplantae; Chlorophyta; Mamiellophyceae; Mamiellales; Mamiellaceae
Exons: 2
Coding region: 1-1521 (506 amino acids)
Source: RefSeq, a predicted model, not a curated record
AUGAUGGCCACCGCGUCGGCAUCCGUCGCCUCCGCUGCUCGCGCGCAGCCGUCCAGGUCUUCGCGUAAGCAAGGCCGGCGGGCGAUCCGCGUAUACGCCACGUCGGACGACGAUUCAAAGGUGGAGACGAAGGAGAAGUUCACCAACGCCGGGGCGUUCAAGGCGCUCGACACCCUGGGCGCCGACGCCAAAUCCAAAUCCAAAUCUCCGUUUGGCGGCGGCGGCGGCGUCGCGUCGUCGUCGUCGUCCGACCCUUUCGCGACGCGUUUGGGGUUCGUUCCCGCCGUUCCCGCCGGCCCGCCCGCCGGGUUCAUCGCCGACGGCGUCGACCGCGCCUCGCUUCCCCCCAAAAAUGACGCCGACAGGUUGCUGAACCGGUUCGACAGGGACCAGCGAUCGGGGUCGCUCGCGCCCGAGUCGACGCCCGAGGGUUCGCCGUGGUGCACGCAUCCGCCGCUCCGCGCCUCGUGCAGGGCGCUGGCGGCGUCGUCGUCGCGGGUGAUGAUGGGGAUCUGCGCCCCGGACGCGGAGAACGGGCUGCUCGCGCUCAAGGCGUGGACCGCGGACCUGGGUCUGCCCCGAGGGCGUUUACACGGGCUGGACGUCGACGGAGCGCCGGUGGAUCCGCCCCCGGGGCCGGUGUUCAUCAAGUACAACUCCGACAGCGGCGACGCGUUCCUGUCGGGGUACGGGGGCGAGUACAGGGGGGUGCUGUUCACUCCCGAGCUCGGGGACGGCGCGUUCAGGCAGUACGGGUACCUGCCCCUGGACCUGCCCAAGGGUGGCGAAUCGUUGCCAAACUCGCGCAAGAUCGUCGAGGGCGUCCCGCUCUACCUCUUCUUCGUCGCCAUGCUUUUCCAGCUCUUCGUCUACCCGCACUUUGCGUGGUCGGCGUGGAGGUUCACGGGUUACGACGAGCGCUGGUUCUCGCAGGGAUGGGGCUCGGAUCCGAUGGGCGAAGCGAAACAGCACGAGCGCGUGUGGCUGUACGCCAUGUUCGGCUUCAUGAUGAAGGACAUGUGGAUCUUCAGGAACGACGUGCUGUUCUUCCUCCACCACGGCAUCGCGCUGGCGGGGGUCCUGGUGUUCUUCACCGUGCCCGCGGGACUCGGGCAGUUUCUCGUGGGCGGCACCGUCCUGGAGAUGGGUAAUCUCACCUACAACAUCGUCCUGUUGCGUGGGAAGGAUUCCGGUCCGCACGUGAGCCCCACGGUCAAGCACCUCGCCGAGGUCCUGUACGCGGUGGGCAUGGGGGUGUCCAACUACGUGGGUAUGCGCAUGUUCCUCACCUUCACCCAGUACGAGGGGCUGAAGGGUACGAACUGGCCGUGGGGCCUGGGCGUGAUGUGGUUCGCGCUCAUCGCGGGCAGGUCGCACGUGCACCUGUCUAGGUCGUGGCCGUACUUCGCCGAACGAUUGGGGGGUAAAGGUAAGGGCACAGUGGACCAGGCUCCAGCAGUGGCUGAGGUGAGGGUGACGCGGGCAAGUAACAAGUUGCGAGUCAACCCGGCGAGGGGCUGA